Racocetra persica is the source of this 199-nucleotide messenger RNA. NCBI's taxonomy places the organism in Eukaryota, Fungi, Glomeromycota, Glomeromycetes, Diversisporales, Gigasporaceae. The record is from the annotation of a GenBank genome assembly.
UCGUCAUUCUUGGGAAAUUUGACUGUCGUUCCAAUUAAGGAUGCUACUGGAUUUUAUGGUUGGGCAUUUUGGAUAAUUAAUGAAAGUUUAUCGGAGCAAGAAAUCUUAAAACUUAAACAAAAAAAAGCCUUUGAUCCUAGAAAAUUGUUAUAUCUACCAACAAUUUUUUGGAUUAUUGCAUUGCUUGAAUUUGAUUUGG